Molecule: messenger RNA, 2037 nt
Organism: Cyclospora cayetanensis
Lineage: Eukaryota; Apicomplexa; Conoidasida; Eucoccidiorida; Eimeriidae
Product: transmembrane 9 superfamily member 9
Exons: 14
Coding region: 1-2037 (678 amino acids)
Biological process (GO): protein localization to membrane
Cellular component (GO): membrane
Source: RefSeq, a predicted model, not a curated record
AUGGGUUACAGCAAGCACAACGCGUCAAGGCGCUGGACGCCUGUGUGUGUGCUGGCUCUCUGUGCAUACUUGACGCGUGCAGCGCUGGCCAUUGUUCCUGGAAUGGGCCCAACGGACUAUGAGGCUGGCCAACGCAUCCCCGUCCAGGUGUCGUCUCUGCAGUCCGUCCAGGGGAUCUUGCCAGUGGACCCAUACGACCCGAGCCUCCCCUUCUGCAGACCAGACACCACAGAAAUAGAAGAAAACAACUUGGGGCAGAUGCUCAUGGCUGACCGCGUUCAAAAUUCGCCGUACGAGAUAGAGUUCCUGAAGAAUGCGUCGUGCAAGACAUUGUGCAAAGAUGUUCCUAUGACAGAUGAUGCAAAAUCCCAGCUGCGGCGACUUGUGCGGGAUAAAUAUAUGUUCCACAUGAUCAUCGACCAGUUGUACGCCCUGCAGCUCAUACACCGCACGAAUGGAACUAGCGGCUACAACAUUGGCGUGCCCGUUGGAUUCGAGCGUGAUGGCCGCAUUUACAUUUACAAUCAUUAUAGGAUCAUCGUUUACUACCAUGGGAACGCGGAGGGCGAGAAGUCAUCCCGAGGUCUGUUCAACUUGCCGUGGGACUCCCCGUCUCCUCAUUACAGGGUUGUUCGACUUGAAAUCGUUCCGAUGUCGAUUCAUCAUGGUUCCGACGUAUCAGGGAACCUCACAUGCGGCUUGCCGCCUGUGGAGCAGCCGCAGGAGAAAGCCGCUGGAGACGCGGAGUCAGUACACCUCCCGUCUUUGCCGGCUUUCACUUUCAGCGCUGAGGCCAUUGCGGCUGAAGAAGAGGAGAGCGCUUCGCAGCCUGACCCAGUGUACCUCAACUUCUCGUAUGACGUCGUAUUUCAGCCUAGCCCGAUAUUGUGGAGCGAGCGGUGGGAUAUUUACCUCGCAAAUGCUAGAGACCGCCCCCUCAUCCAUUGGUUCUCCAUCGUGAACUCUCUGGUCGUGCUUCUGCUGUUGUCGGCGCUCGUGGCGAUGAUCCUCCUCCGCGUCCUCUACCGAGACAUCAGCAGAUAUAACGACCUGCUUGCUGACGAAGAAGACGCAGAGGAAAAGGGCUGGAAACUCCUCCACGGCGACGUCUUUCGGAAACCAGCUCACUCGACUGUCCUCGCUGCCCUUACCGGCUCUGGCAUGCAGUUGGUCGGAAUGGCAUUCGUGACAGUCAUCUUUGCGGGCUUGGGUGUCUUCUCUCCCGCUUUCCGAGGAGGCUUGUUGCAGACGAUGUUGAUUCUUUGGACUGUCAUGGGAGCAGUCGCUGGAUACACAUCUGCAAGGAUGUAUAAGCUUUUCAAGUCCAUGAACUGGAAGAUGACGACGAUUCGCACCGCCCUUGUGUUUCCCGGGGUGGUAUUUUCGGUGUUUUUCCUCAUGAACGUCGUCCUUUGGUCGCAAAAAUCGUCAGCAGCUGUCAGCUUUACAGGCUUGCUAGCUCUUCUUGCCAUGUGGUUCGGAAUCAGCAUCCCCCUCGUCUUCAUGGGAGCCUACUUUGGAUUCAAGCAGCCAGCAAUCACCAUCCCCGUUCGAAUCAAUAAGAUCCCCCGUCAGGUUCCCCAGCAGCCCUGGUUCAUGCAUCCCGCACUGUGCUCGUUAGUUGGGGGAGCACUCCCGUUUGGGGCAAUGCUGACCGAGCUAUUCUUCCUCUUUUCUUGCAUCUGGCAACACCGCUUUUAUUACCUUUUUGGCUUCCUCUUUCUUGUGUUGAUCAUUCUGUGCGUAACAUGUGCCGAGAUAUCGAUAACAUUCGUGUAUUUCCAGCUCGUAUGCGAAGAUUACAAUUGGUGGUGGAGGUCGUUCUUCUGUAGCGCUACAAGUGGGGUAUACGUCAUGCUCUACGCCAUAUACUAUUUCCACUCGCGGUUGAGCCUCUCGCACACUACAGGGUCCCUAGUCUAUUUCGGGUAUUCCUUCAUCAUGGCCUACGCAUGCUUCAUCCUCACAGGGGCUGUCGGGUUCAUGGCCUCUUUUUUUUUCCUACGCAAGAUUUACUCGUCGAUUAAGGUGGAUUAA